AUGGACUGCCCUCCAACUGGUGAACCGGAUUUCAAGCAAAUUCCUGAAAUUUCAAACACUUGGAUGAAUGGUGAAAGAGGACCUUCCUUAAGUUUUUUUCAGCCUUCAAUUCCACAUUACAACACCGACUAUCUCCUCCUCAAGUUCACUUGCAACAUCUCAAAUGGCAGAAGCAAAGGACUCUGA
Molecule: messenger RNA, 186 nt
Organism: Puccinia graminis f. sp. tritici CRL 75-36-700-3
Lineage: Eukaryota; Fungi; Basidiomycota; Pucciniomycetes; Pucciniales; Pucciniaceae
Exons: 3
Coding region: 1-186 (61 amino acids)
Source: RefSeq, a predicted model, not a curated record